This is a messenger RNA of Brugia malayi, 1050 nucleotides long. Its product is annotated as B20-1 protein, putative. The transcript is spliced from 10 exons. The record is from RefSeq and is a predicted model, not a curated record. The coding region runs from base 1 to 1050 and encodes 349 amino acids. NCBI's taxonomy places the organism in Eukaryota, Metazoa, Nematoda, Chromadorea, Rhabditida, Onchocercidae.
AUGAGACGAAGACUAAAACGAAUUUCAUCGAAAUCGUUCAACUUCUCAAAUACUCUUUCAUCAAUAAAUAGCGAAGCUGAUAGCAACAAUAAAUUUCAUUGUACUGAGCAACAAGCGCAAAUAUCGCUAGCGCCACAUUCCGGUAACUCACCAUUACCGCCUCUGCUACUCAAUCAACAGUUUAUCUUUCUCAACGAUAAUAUUGUUGGCAUAGUAACACAACGUCAGUGGACAACAUCAGCAGCACAGUCAUCUUCGAUUAAUUGUCACAGCAAAAGUAAAAGUGUCAUGUCAGCAAAAGUAGAAACAACAGUACGGCAAUGGUCGACACCAAUCGAAAAGGUUGUCGAAGGUCAACCACCAAAACCUGAAGAUCGUCCAACGAUAAUCCAUGGUGAAGCGCAAAAGUCUGUGAUACAGUCUAUAACGCCCAACUAUAAAAGUGUUAGUGAAAGACAAAUACAAAAAAUGGAUUUUGGUUCAGAUUUAAAUUUACCAGAAGCUGUUGGCGAUUAUAAGGUGAAAGAAACACAAGAUCAUUUUAAAUUACAAAUCAUUGAUCCAAAAGUUACCUCAAACGCAUCGAUGCCAGCAUAUAAUCGAGAAAUUCCACGAAUUCAACGACGAAAUUUGGAUUUUCCAAGCGAACAUAGUAAACGAUCAUUUCUAAAAUUAGAACCAAUGCAACAAAGGAAAUUACGGGCUGCAGAAACUCGUCCAAUUACAACCAGUGCAUAUUUAACUGAAAGCUUAGAUCGUCAUCGUGACAUGGAGACAUCUCGACUAAAGGAUUAUUUGAAAGCACGUGAAAAUGAUGCUAAUAAACCAUGGGAUAAGCCUCAAUGGCCUGGGCCAAAGGCUACAAAUUCAAACGAUCAAUCACUUAAAGAACUUGCUGAAAUCAAAAAAACUAUCGAAACUCUUCAGAAGACAAGUGUCACCCGAAAAUGUGACAUUUUAUGCGACACUGAUGAAUGCAAUCAGAAUUUGAUGGAAUCAGAAAUGGAAAUCGAGAAUUGGCUUACAAUUCCUGAUGAUAUGAUUGCUUAA